This is a messenger RNA of Alligator sinensis (Chinese alligator), 1727 nucleotides long. It is a transcript of the gene ECSIT, whose product is annotated as ECSIT signalling integrator. Gene Ontology annotation, cellular component: mitochondrion. NCBI's taxonomy places the organism in Eukaryota, Metazoa, Chordata, Crocodylia, Alligatoridae. The record is from RefSeq and is a predicted model, not a curated record.
UGCGGGAGGGCAGCGGGGCCAAGAUGGCAGCUUAGGCUGAGGUUGGGUUUGGCUGUCUUGGGGCUACUCUUGGAUGCCUAGCGUGAGUCACCCAGCUCCUGCACCUCUCACGGGUCCCUAAAACCCCACCAUGAACAGCGUGUGGCUGCCCGCCACAGCCCGGGGCACACUGUGGAGGGCAGCGCUGGGGCGGGAUUACACCUGGUUGCAGAGCCCUGGCUGUGUUCAGGCUUUCUGGACAGGGCCCCUGCGUGGCUGUAGCAGUGGCUCGAAGCUGACCCUGAGGCCUGGGGAUGAUGGAGAUGGGGAGCAGACACUGCGGGAGCUGGUGCCCUUUGAGAACAUGUUCUGGCAGGGGGGCCAGCAGGGCCGCAGCAAGGCAACCUGGUGCCAGGUGGUGGAGGCCUUCCAGAACCGGGACGUGCGACGCCGCGAGCAUGUGGAGUUCAUAUACGCAGCACUGCGGCACAUGGUGAUUUUCGGUGUGGAGCGUGACCUUGACGCCUACAACUGCCUGCUAGAAGUUUUCCCCCAAGGUGUCUUUGUGCCCCAGAACUACAUCCAGCGCAUGUUCCAACACUACCCGCGCCAGCAGCUGUGCGGCAUCCAGGUGCUCGAGCAGAUGGAGACCUAUGGCAUCAUGCCUGACCAGCAGACCAGAUUCAGUCACCCUGCAUACAAGUACCAGCGCAUCAUGUACUGGUUCCCAAAGUUCAAGCACAUUAACCCCUACCCGCUGCCCAAUCCCCUGCCCCGUGACCCUGUUGACCUGGCACGGCAUAGCCUAACCAGGAUCGCUGCUGAUGCCAGCGCCUGUGUCACCAUCUACCAGAUGCCCUUGCCAGAGCAGGAGGAUCCAGGGAUAGAUCCUGCACAGCCCUACAUUGUAGGCAUCCAGAGUCCUGACCAGCAGGAGCUCCUGGCCCGCCACAACCCUGCCCAGCCUGUCUUAGUGGAGGGCCCCUUCCGACUGUGGCUCAAGACAACGUGCGUCUACUACUACAUCCUGCGUGCUGAGCUCCUGCCCAAGGAACAGCAGGAAGCGGUGAUAGAUCUGGAGCAGAGCUUCUACUACCCACUGCAGCUGGACCUGGACCUGGACCGGGGCAUCUGGGACAAGGAGACUUUUGACGUGGAGAAAGUGGAGGAGGGGCCCUUAUUUGCCAUGUGUAUGGUGGGUGCAGGAGACCAGGCCACCUUGGCAAAGUGGAUUGUGGGCCUGCAGGAAACCAACCCCAUCCUGAGCCAGACUUCAGUCAUCUUCCACCUCAGACCAGGGCCCCAGGAGCUCCAGCUGGCACCCAGUGCAGCCAAGAGCAGGGAGGAAGAGGAGGAGGAAGAGGCACAGGCACGAUGGGGGACCAGGGAAGCUUAAACCCCUCAUCAGCCUCACGGACUGAGUGGCUCAGAGCUGCUGUAGAGGGUGGUUAGAAGCUGGGGGCAGCUUGCUCCAGCCACCCUGGAGAGAGUGGGGGGUGAGAGGGGCAGUUGGUUACAUUGUUCUAUGCCGUGUUUCUGUGGAAACAGAGCUUUUAACAGUCUCCAUGCUGCCUUGGGUUUAAGCAUUUGCUCUGAUGGCCAAAGUGGUAGAUGGGGCCUGUGCCCACCUGGGAUAGCGAGGGCCUGACAGGGCUGCUUGGAGCAUUAGGGGACACCCCCUGGCCUGUGGCAGUGUGGGCGCUUGGUGUUGCCCGUAAGGCUCCCCCAAUAAAGCAGUGUGCUCCUCA